Messenger RNA from Scheffersomyces amazonensis, 2597 nucleotides. RefSeq names its product Zn(II)2Cys6 transcription factor AHR1 (gene AHR1). Gene Ontology annotation, molecular function: transcription cis-regulatory region binding; zinc ion binding; DNA-binding transcription factor activity, RNA polymerase II-specific. Bases 317 to 2302 code for a protein of 661 amino acids. The record is from RefSeq and is a predicted model, not a curated record. Gene Ontology annotation, biological process: positive regulation of transcription by RNA polymerase II. The transcript has a single exon. Gene Ontology annotation, cellular component: nucleus. NCBI's taxonomy places the organism in Eukaryota, Fungi, Ascomycota, Pichiomycetes, Serinales, Debaryomycetaceae.
CAAACUUUUUAUAUUCAACUUUUUCUUUUACUCUCUAUUCUUUUUCUUUUACUUCAGCAAAAUUCAUGUCCAUCUAGCUUCAAUUGCAUGAUAUUGGGAUUUUUUACUUGAUACCUGUUAAUUGAAAUCAGGGAAUCGACAAUACUUUCCCGUCUGACUUUAGAACAGUUUUUUUUCAAUUAUUUCCAUGAAUAACGUCAGAUUAAGUUCAAUAACCAACAAGAAAAUAAACAAAAACAAUUAGAAAGGGAAAAUUUAUAACAAAUCCAGAAAAAGGGUUAUCCUUUCAUCUACUAAAAUAAGAAUAUACAUACCAAUGGCAAAGAGAGAUCCCCCUAUAAAAAGAAGUAGAACAAGAUCUGGAUGUCUAACAUGUCGUGAUAGGCACAUGAAGUGUGAUGAACAAUUACCUAUUUGUAGAAAUUGUAUUAAAUCAAAACGAAAAUGCUACAGGGGAAUAAGAUUAAAUUUCACACAGUAUACAAUGUAUAAUCCCAAAGAUCUGAUACCAAUUAAUGAGUACGUCUUACCACCAGCAUCAUAUCGUUUGUUAGAUCAGUCCAUAACCAUAGCCUCACUUUACAAAAAUGGUAAGGAAUCUUAUCAACCCUAUAUUCAUUUACAUACAAACCAAGAUCUAGAAGAGUCGGAUAUGCAAUACCAUGAGGAUUUAUAUACAAGUGUACCCACUGCAGCAUCGACAUCAUUAAGUGUUUCUUCAAAAAGUAAUUCAACCGUAACAGUCACUGGAUCCUCUAUUUCUACAAUAAAUGACAAUCAAUAUCUACCGCAGUUAGACACAAAUACUGUGUUGGAGAACUAUAAUAUAACUAAUGUUUUACUAAACGAUAGCUAUUUUAUUAACCAAAGUAUCAAUAGUCCCUCAUCUUCAUCUAAUCCGCAACCAUUAUUUGAUUCUGGAAAUUCACAAAAGUUCCAGUUUUUACCUCCAAAUUUACAGAGCAUAUCUACGCAAUGGUCGAACCAAAAUUUAAUUUCAGCAAACACAGAAACUUCACCGACAUCAACUAUAGGCUAUCCACAGCAAAACGUUGAUAUUCACGCUUAUAUAAGUUUAAUUGAGAAUGAGAAAUAUUAUUGGUUAUUGGAUCAGUUUAACGAACAAAGCAUAUGGAAAUCUAUAGUGCCUUUAUACUGCUUACAUCAACAAUAUCAAUUGCCAUUAUUGACAAGCUGCCUUAUGAAUUGUUCAUAUCAUUUCAGUAUAGAUGUGUUGACUACUAUACUUGAUCAACAAUUAACAUACUGGUACACGAUUCGAAAUACAUCAGUCAUUAAUUCAAUAGAAAUCGCAAAGUUCACCAACAUUUUAUUAAGUAUUACACUUAUACUAUUAAGCAUCUACCUUAAAUAUCAAAGAGAAGCCAUGACAUUGCCUCAAAUUUCGACCAUAAUAGAAAACCAAUGUAAAAUAUAUAAUAUGGUCAUACAUAAAAUCAGUAACUAUUUAAGUUCAGGGAAAAGAGAACAAAAGUCUGUAUUAUUAAUAAGUUCAAUUCAUUCAAUCAUUAUUUUAAAAUAUUUCAUAAUUAAAAAGUUUCAGUUCGAAUAUCAACAAGAUUACAAUUAUACUAAAAUUGCUAAUUCAAUUGCUGAAUCGAACGUGGAAUCAUCAUUAGUUCAAGAACAAGAAUCAUCUUCCAGUGAGAUCAAAGAAAGAAAUUCUUCUGCUUCUUCUCAAGAGUUUCCUAACAUAGAUAUAAUGGAAGAUGUCAUAUAUACUCCAUCAUCAUCUGUGGGGCAAGAUCCUCUUCAUUCUGUAUCAUUAAUUAAUUUAUUUCAAUUAAAUCAAUUUGAAAUACUGCAUUUAAACCAAUCCUUCAAAAAGCUAGAUUAUGUACAGCUUAAUUAUAGAUAUGAAACAAGUAAUCAAUCAGCUAUUCCAGUAAAAAGUGAUUCAUUGAUUCUUCGAGAAUAUAUGUGGUAUUUAAUUAGAUUAAAUCAUGUUUUAUUAAAUCCUCAUAUAAAAUCAAUUGAAAUUGACUAUAAUUUCAUAUUCAAUAAUCUGAGCAGGAAUAAUAUUGUUUUACCAACUGUAGAUAUCAAUGCUGCAUCGUACACAAUAGUUCUUCCUAACGACAAAGGUAUAAUAAUCAACUUUCUACAAGAAUUUAUCAACAAGCUAAUUAACUUGAAUAACAAAUAUGUAAUUCAACAAUCAAAUAGCAAGAUAAUCUCAAUAUUCAAGUUAAUUGAUGACUCGUGUAAAUUUGAAGAAGAGAAAUCUCGAUGGAAAUCCAACUUCGACUGGUUAUUGAAUUUCAUAACCGAUAAUGAUUAAUGAAUUUUUCCGCUCAAAAGUUAUGCCCUCAUUACAACAGUUUCUUCCUUUAUCUACGAUUUCAUUCCUUUUAAUUCUCCUCCUUUAAUCUAUUUCGUAUUUUCUUUACUGCAUAAUUACAAAAUUUCUAGCUCAUUAUAUCAAUACAUCUAUCAAUAUUAAAUGUCAGUUCUAUAGUAUUUACCAAAGGAAGAAAUUAUGGUUCUGCCAGCUAGUGGGCAUAUUUGUAUUGCUUAAAUAUAUAUAGACAUUAAUAUUAGACUAGCAUUCAAAUCCAGCUAUAGUAUAGAAUGUA